Molecule: messenger RNA, 1347 nt
Organism: Penicillium verhagenii
Lineage: Eukaryota; Fungi; Ascomycota; Eurotiomycetes; Eurotiales; Aspergillaceae
Exons: 1
Coding region: 1-1347 (448 amino acids)
Source: RefSeq, a predicted model, not a curated record
AUGUCAGUGACGUUUAUGCCCCGGAACGACAAGAGGCCGACCCUCAUCGGCCUCUAUGGACUCCCCGGGUCUGGCAAAUCGUUUCUGCUAGACAAACUCCGAGGAUUCAACGGCGAUGACGCCAAAGACUUCAUCAUCUUUGACGAAAAACAAGUCAUUGAGACCGUUCUCCCCUCGGCCAGAAUUGCAGACUUCGACAACUGGGCGGAUGUUCCAAGAGCUAAUCACCGUAAGCGUGGUCUUGAACAGAUUCAGACCGACAGCUAUGAGAACGGAAAAGGUGCCGUGAUUGCUGGCAAUGGCAAGUUAUGGGAUGGGGAUGAUCACUACCGUACGAUGAUCAGCACUCACGACUUCAAAGCAUUCACCCACAUCGUGUACCUGGAAGUUCCAGCUGCUGCUACCCACGCUCAGCGGCUCGCGGAUCGAAAAGUCCGACCACUGGCAUCGGUAAACCAUUUGCAGAAAUGGCAGGAGGCAGAUAUUGUUUAUGUUGCCGAUCAAUGUAAGCGCCACUCGAUCAUCUUCACCAAGAUUUCCGCACACACAUCCAUCCACAAAUUGUUCUGGAUGUUUCACGAUUUCCGCCGCCACACACAGGAGUACAACGCCCAGCUGGCCGAGCAACGAAUGGAGCGUGCUCUGAGUGCCCGUCCAUCCAGGAAGUUAGAUCCAGUCUUGGUGCUCGACGGGGACAGAAUACUCGCUCCAAUCAACACCCGCGACAUGUUCAUGAAGCGCAUCCAUCGUGGGCGUGGCCCAGGAAAAGAAAAUUACUCAUAUGAAGCAAAGCGGCAAGAAACCAUCCUGUGCGAAGAGUUAGUACCGGACACCGGCUACAGAGCAAUCUGCGAGGAAAUAGCCAAGGAGAUCAGAAUACGGGGUGACUUUGCGCGUCUUCUGCAUAACGUGAAGGUGUAUCAGCGCCACGUCCGUGUGCUCGUGCUCACGUGCGGUCUGCGAGAAGUGUGGAAGCUGGUUUUUGAGAAAGCAGGCUUCGGGGACACUGUCGAUAUCAUUGGCGGAGGGCGCUUAUCGGAUGGCCUUGUCAUGACGCCAGAGCUGAAGGAAAGACUUGUUAAGUACUUGCGGGUUCAGAUGGAGCGGUUUGUGUGGGCCUUCGGGAGUAAGACGCAGGACUUGGGGAUGAUGAUUGCUUCCAACCAGCCCAUUGUGGUGUGCUGCAAGGAAUUCAGCAAUACCGACCUGGCGACUUACGUGUCGCAGCGUGUCGAAACCCAUAGGUUUCGGCCAUGGCAGGUUGUUCUGCCAGGGGCCUCGCCUCUUAGUGGCUCUCAAAUUCCAGUGUUGAGUUUGGAGAAGCUGGUGGCCCUUGAAUUCAUUUAG